GCAUUGUCUGGGGUGAAUAAAGGGUGUUCAUUGGCCAGAGAAUGGCGUACACUUACAUCACCACGGCUGAUGGGUACUGUCUUGCUGAACCCAUGCAGUACUAUGGUAUUUUGCCAGAACAAGUCAAUCAGCAGCAGCACCACACUGACUUCCAAGAUGCACCCUACUGCCCUUAUACCACUGCCCAGUUUCCUCCGGCUUUGCAGUCCCCAUCUUCACAGAGCAAUUUCGACUCCUAUAGCUUGAGUCAGCAGUACAGUGAUAAUGGCCAGUGUGCAUUUGCUUCACAUGACUUACAUAAACCCACUUUUGUGGUCACCCAUGACAUGGAAGAUGGAUACUCCAGGAUGGAAAGGUUUACACCAACUUGUCCUUUGAGAAUUUUGAAAGGACAAGGAGAAGUCUGUGUGGUUUGUGGUGAUAAAGCAUCAGGAUAUCAUUAUAAUGCGCUUACUUGUGAAGGUUGUAAAGGUUUCUUUCGACGUAGCAUCACCAAGAAGGCAGCGUACACCUGCAAGCACGGCGGCCACUGUGAGAUGGACCCGUACAUGCGCAGAAAGUGUCAGGCGUGCAGGCUGAAGAAGUGCAAGGCGGUGGGCAUGUUGGCAGAAUGUUUGCUCACAGAAAUCCAAUGUAACUCAAAGAGACUUCGAAAGAAUGUUAAGCAGAAGAAUAGUUUUCAUUCUGACAUCAAAGUGGAAGAGAAAGGAGCAAACAAGAAACCUGUGUCAUCAACCAGAAAAACGGCAAGACGUUUCUCACACAAUUUCUUUUUUAUUCAGGACAGCAUGGAUUUAAGUCAAGAGGAACAUCAGCUUAUUAGUAACAUCGUAGCUGCUCAUCAAAACUAUAUAAUUCCUUUAGAGGAAACAAAAACAUUUAUGCAGGAAAAUGCUAAUCCUGAGCUGAGCUUUUUGCAACUCUCAGAGACAACAGUCCUACACAUGCAUGGGCUGGUGGAUUUUACCAAGGGACUUCCAGGAUUUAAGCAUUUGACCAUUGAUGAUCAGACUGCAUUACAGACAGGACGGGACAACCGGGACCAUCAGUGUAACGGAACUAAAGGUGGCAGUAGAGCCCUGGGCUUUGAGCCCAAGAAGAAGAAAUCAGGCCCCCAGACCCAGUCCUAG
Molecule: messenger RNA, 1130 nt
Organism: Octodon degus (degu)
Lineage: Eukaryota; Metazoa; Chordata; Mammalia; Rodentia; Octodontidae
Product: bile acid receptor
Exons: 8
Coding region: 42-1130 (362 amino acids)
Biological process (GO): cell differentiation; positive regulation of transcription by RNA polymerase II; negative regulation of inflammatory response
Molecular function (GO): zinc ion binding; RNA polymerase II cis-regulatory region sequence-specific DNA binding; nuclear receptor activity
Source: RefSeq, a predicted model, not a curated record